Phalaenopsis equestris is the source of this 1744-nucleotide messenger RNA. RefSeq names its product trihelix transcription factor ASIL1. Gene Ontology annotation, cellular component: nucleus. The transcript has 2 exons. Lineage: Eukaryota; Viridiplantae; Streptophyta; Magnoliopsida; Asparagales; Orchidaceae. Gene Ontology annotation, molecular function: transcription cis-regulatory region binding. The record is from RefSeq and is a predicted model, not a curated record. The coding region runs from base 199 to 1416 and encodes 405 amino acids.
AGCCUAGAAAUGUUCUGAAAGAGGGAAGUUGCCUACCUUCCGUCCCUAUCUUUCCCCACUGGGACACCAAAAGCCACCACCUGGUGUAGGCAAGGGGCUUUCCGAUCGAAACCUAGGGAUUGGCACUGCAUUUUUUCCUUCAUUCUCUUAUGCCCGGUGCUCAGCUGACAAGAUUUUCCUUCCACUCCUCCCCCACAAAUGGAUGACAUGGAGGACGACGCCCGGUAUCCACCAAAUCCCUACCCCCAAAUUAAUCGUCGCCCCUUUCCUUCCUCCAAUUACUCCAGUCUACACGCUCGCAAUAACUCUUACCCAUCGCAAAUACCUCGCUCCUUCCCCGAUGAUUAUGUCGAUGAAGACGAAGAGGAGGAAAGGAAUGACGUUGAUUUGGCCGUGAAUGAUGCUGAAGAAGAAGAAGAAGAAGAGCUAGAAGAUGAAGAAGAUGAGGUUAGUGCCGGAAGAGGUUAUCUCCGGACGAGGAACGAGGCCAACAACGAGGAGGAUGACGUUGACGAGUCAUCUGAGAGCCUCGGAAAGCGGCGUAGGCUCGAUCGGUACGCGCGAGGCUUUGAGUUGGUUCCCCGCUCUGUAGCUUCUCCUGCUUCGAAGCCGUUGCAGUGUCGAAAUUCUUCUGCGGAUUGGUCGGAGGACUCUACUUUCGCUCUUCUGGAUGCGUGGGGAGAUCGAUACCUGCAGAACGGUCGGAAGAGUCUUCGCUCAGACGAAUGGGGUGAGGUCGCGAAGAAGGUUUCCCAGGGUUCUAAGACUCCUAGAUCCGAAGCUCAGUGUAGAAACCGUCUGGAUACUUUGAAGAAGAAGUAUAAGAAGGAGAAGGCUAAACACCCUGAUUACUCUGGCUUAAGCAGCAAGUGGGUUUAUUUCCAGAAAAUGGAUGAGCUUAUGUUAUCACCUCCCCCACAACCCCCUGCAGCCCGGCAGCAUUCUCAAUCGCCUAGGCUCUCCUGCGGUAUUGAUGCUGGAGAGUAUGUCUUUGCAAACUCUAAGCCUUAUUUGAAUCAUUCUGAUGGUCUGGAUGAGGUAAGGGAUAGCCCGAGUGAUACUGCCUCAGAGGGGGAGGGUGAGGACGUGGAUGAUGAGUCUGAUGGACUUCCACCGAGGAGAGAGAAGGUUGGAGAUUGCUCGGAGUCUUCUUUCAAGAUGCUUGCUGAUUCAAUCCAGAAGUUUGGUGCAAUUUAUGAGAAAAUUGAGAGUAGCAAGAGGCAGCAGAUAGCAGAGCUAGAAAAGAUGAGGAAGGAGUUCCACAGGGAUCUUGAAUUGCAGAAGAGACAGAUUUUGGAUAGGGCACAGGCUGAGAUUUCUAGGCUAAGACAGGAAGAUGGGGAGGGGGAAGAUGAUGAGGAUGGCGAUGGUGAUGAUGAUGAUAUUGAUGUUUCCGCAGAGAACAUGAGCGGGUGAGCCUUUAGGCAUUUUCGGUGCUUUGAAUGCGUCGGUGAAGUUUGGUCUACAAACAAGCAAUGUUUUAAGUGACUUUGGGAGUGCUCAAUGCUUUCCAACUUUGACUUGCAUGAUGUCACAUUCAUCGUUCACCGGUACCAUCACAUUUGCUCGAUUCUACUUGCAGAAGAUAUACGAGCUCACUAGCCUCGCUGAUUUGACUAAUGGAAUGUAUUUGGUGGUCGACACAAGUCUGUGUAUUUUUUUUCCCUUUCUUUUUAUUUUCUUUGAGCAAGUUUUAUGGGACAAUUUUCUUAAGUGUUUUGUUAAAGCGAGUUCCUUUAGCCUA